Molecule: messenger RNA, 5098 nt
Organism: Caenorhabditis elegans
Lineage: Eukaryota; Metazoa; Nematoda; Chromadorea; Rhabditida; Rhabditidae
Gene: rbr-2
Product: Lysine-specific demethylase rbr-2
Exons: 10
Coding region: 38-4471 (1477 amino acids)
Cellular component (GO): nucleus
Molecular function (GO): histone H3K4me/H3K4me2/H3K4me3 demethylase activity; histone H3K4 demethylase activity; DNA binding
Source: RefSeq, marked reviewed
UUUACAGAUCUCAUGAAGCUAUAAGCCAAACUGAAAAAUGCGUGCACGUCGUCAAGAGAACAGUAUCUCGACGCCGUCAGCACCGUCGACGAGCACUUCUCCGCGGAAGAAAGCAUCCAUCGGAAAUUCAAGAUCUAAGAAUCAUGGAAGCAAAAUGGAAAUGUACGAUCAAUUCUAUAAGAAAUUCGUACGACCUCCAAUGGCUCCAAUUUACUACCCGACAGAAGAAGAGUUCUCAGAUCCAAUCGAGUAUGUUGCCAAAAUACGACACGAGGCCGAAAAAUUUGGAGUUGUUAAAAUUGUUCCGCCGGCGAAUUUCAAACCACCGUUUGCUAUCGACAAAGAAGCCUUUACAUUUCGUCCCCGAACUCAAAAACUGAAUGAAGUGGAGGCAAUUGUCAAAGAGAAACACACAUUUAUUGACCGAUUAAUCAAUUUCAAUCGAUAUUCUGGUCUAACUUUUGAGUUUCCAGUGGAUCGAGAUGGAAAUAUUGUCGAUUUGUAUCGAUUACAUCGUAUAGUUCAAAACUUUGGAGGAUGUGAAGAAGUGAAUGAAGAUGAAAAAUGGAGAGACGUUGCCCGCGAAUACCUUCCAAAGGAGCAAAUGGCUCGCGGUGUUCCGUCGGCUUUCAUAAAUUUGAUUCGAUCACAUUAUAAUUUGCACAUUGAACCAUUUAAUCGAAAUUUGAAAGAAAAAGCGAUGAAAAAUGAUGAUGAAAGUGAUGAUGAAAUGGAAGAAUUAAAGCAUAAAUAUCAACAUCACCACGGAACUAUGCGGACAGAAAUAGAAGUUCCAAAUGAUAAAACUACUGAAGGAGGGGAAGAUGAGUGUCCAGUGUCGAUGCAAAGUGGUCGACGGAGAUCUAAAAAUAAGAAGGCUUCAUCUUCAAGAAAGACUCUUGGAACAUCUUCAAAGAAGAAUUCAACCAGAGGAAGAAAAAAUAAGAAGAAAGCCGAAGGAGACGAUGAUGAUGAUGAAGAUCCAAUGGAUCAAGUAUUCUGCGUUGCUUGUAAUGAAGGAAAGGAUGAAGAUCUACUACUUCUUUGCGAUAUUGAUGGAUGCAAUAAUGGUCGUCAUACAUAUUGUUGUGAUCCAGUACUCGAUGAAGUACCAGAAGGCGAGUGGAGAUGUCCAAAGUGCAUUGAAUCAGAGGAUGCAAAAAUCGGAUUAGACUGGGGAUUUUAUGAUGCGGACACAGAAUACAAUCUGAACUCAUUCACUGAAUUUGCCAACAAAUGGAAAUGUGAUUAUUUCGGUGUAAAAGAUGUAUCACAAGUGUCGUGUGAUGCUGUGGAACGAUCAUUCUGGAAGAAUGUAAUUUCACACGAAAAUCCAGUUUCUGUCAAAUACGGUGCCGACUUGAUUACGAGUCGAGUAGGAAGUGGAUUUCCUCGAAAAGAAGAUAAGCACACUGGCCCAGAUCUGAAGCUGAAGCAGCAAUACGCUUCACAUGCAUGGAAUCUGAACAAUAUGCCUGUACUUCGAGAAUCUGUUCUCUCACAUUUUAAUACUGGAAUUUCUGGAAUGAUGGUACCGUGGGUCUAUGUUGGUAUGUGCUUCUCGACGUUCUGCUGGCACACCGAAGAUCAUUGGACGUAUUCUGUUAACUAUAAUCAUUUUGGAGAACGGAAAAUUUGGUACGGUGUUGGUGGAGAAGAUGCUGAAAAGUUUGAAGAUGCAUUGAAGAAAAUAGCACCUGGAUUAACUGGAAGACAAAGAGAUCUAUUCCAUCAUAUGACUACAGCUGCAAAUCCUCAUCUUCUUCGUUCAUUGGGAGUUCCAAUUCAUUCAGUUCACCAGAAUGCUGGUGAAUUCGUCAUUACAUUCCCACGUGCUUAUCAUGCUGGUUUCAAUGAGGGACUCAACUUUGCGGAAGCUGUCAAUUUCGCUCCAAUUGAUUGGCUAUCAAAAGGUCGAGAAUGCGUUGAGUCUUACUCAAAUGUACGAAGAUAUCUUGUAUUUUCUCAUGAUGAGCUUCUCUUUAAAAUGGUUGAAGCAAUGGAUAAACUUGGAAUUUCGAUGAGUUUAGCAACACAUGAAGAACUGAUAAGAAUAUAUGAAAAACAAAAAAUGUUGAGAGAACUUCUCGCUCGCCUCGGAGUUUCCAAUCGCCAAAUGCAGCAAGUGAUGUUCGAAAAGAUUCCAGAUGAACAAAGAUCGUGUCGUUUUUGUAAGACGACUCUCUUCAUGUGUGCAUUGGUUUGUAACAAACACAAGAAAAUGACUUGUGUUGAACAUCAUGAUCAUCUUUGCAAUUCGUGUACAACGAAAGACUACAGAUAUCAGUACAGAUUCGAGUUGGAUCAAUUGAACAAUAUGUGUGAUGAACUUGGAAAGCGUACGGUUAACUACAAUGGAUGGAAAGAAGAGUCGGAUGAGAUGCUUGAAGAAGAAGGAAAACCAAAACUCGAGAGAAUUGAAGAGUUUAUAGAUUCUGCCAAACAAAACAAGUAUCCACAGACAGAUCAAGUUCAUAAAUUGAUAACAAUUCGUCAUACAGCCAAGAGUGCCAUUGAAAAAGCAAAUCAAUUGCUCUUUAAGAAAGUACGAACGCGAACAAAAACCCGAUGUCAGAGAGCCGACACUCGUACAGACACCGAGGGAGUACGGUCAUUGAUUGAACAAAUGCAAGCCAUGGAUUGCAAUUUGACUGUUAUUAUUGAUAAACUUGAGAAAUGGAUGGAACAAGUUGAAAUGUGGAGAAACAGAGCAAAAGAUGCUAUCUAUCGAGAACAAGAAUACUCAAAAGAAGAAAUCGAGAAGAUUAUUGAAGAGGGAGAUGAAUAUGAUAUUAAAUUGGAAGAAAUCGAUGAGUUGCGAAAAGUUAUUCAAAUGAAGGAUUGGUCGGAUAGAGCAAGAAAAGUUACUACAUGGAAGGCAACUCCCGAUAUGGAGAAAGAUAUUGAUUUUGAGUAUAAGCUUCGAUAUGCAUCCAGUGAUAUUUUAUCAUUGAUUCGUGAUAGUCCACGAAAUCCCACAGAUGGUACUUCUAAACUCGUCUUUGAACUUCAACAAAUGCUCCGUGACGCCAAUACACUCGAGGUCAUUGCAAACAAUUUCUGUGAGAAUCCAGCACUUGAUCAGCUUCAAUCAAUUUGGCAAAGCCUUAGAGAAACUGAUUGGUUCUAUGAAAAAUAUAUUAACAUGGUUCGCUAUGAGAUCAUUCAUGUUGCCAAAAUCAAGUCAAUGAUAGAUGCCGCAAUUCCCGUGCUAUCAGAAUUUGAUUUAAAAACACAACUGCAGAAAAUUGUCAAUGUUGAAAUUACACUAUCGAAGGCGGCCGAAAUCAGUAAAGCAUUCGAAACUUCAAAAUGUCUAAACGGUUCCGAAGAGCAUCUCGGGAUUUUGGAUAUGAUCAGCACAAUGAAUGCAUUUACUCAGAGGAUAGCUAUUCUGUUCAAGCCAAAUAAUGCGUAUCACAAUCUUUUUGAAAUUCUCUCCGAACGCGAUGAUUUAACUCCACUUGCUGAAGGACAAACGAUACCAUUAUAUUUUCAAGGAGGCGCAGUACAUCCAUCUGAUGAAUGGCAUCAAAUGAAAGAAUUCGAGUCAUUAGAUCAAAUUGUGCAUCAUCAAUCAUCGCUACGUGAAAUGCAAAUGAGAAUUUUUGAAAAGGUGAAACAAGCAAAUUCAGCUCGUGGUCUUGAAGCAUGCUCAUGUCUUGGAUUCAACAAAUCAGAUGAUUCCGAAUCAACACUGACAUGCAUAAUGUGCGAUUCAGAGUUUCAUGUUCGAUGUUGCGAGUGGUCACCGUUCCUUGAAAAACUUCCAGAAGGAUGCUUUUUAUGUGUUCGAUGUCUACGGGGACAACGUCCAGUCAUUGAUGAUGUAACAACUGCUCUGAAUGGAACACCUUCUGGAUGUUUGGAAACACAUCUUGUUCGAAAUCUAAUACAAAAAACUCGUGGAAUCACUCAAAAUUUGAUGGAAGCUGCUAAUAAACGGAAAUCAGGAGAAUCCAGCGACGAUAUUUGUAAAAUUGCCUUAUUCGAUUGGCUAUCGUGUGAAAUUCUGAAUCCCAAUGGUCUUCCGAAGGCACGCGAGCUGAUUUCAGAAUUUUAUAUGGAAUAUCUUCAAAAACAGUCAAGCGCCGCACUAGAACUCAAAAAUCGCCCGGUUCGUUCAAAACCAUCGGUAUCACUCUUCGAUCCAAAAAUCACAGCUAAACGCAAAAGGCCAAGUGUUUCACACAAAGAGACGUCGAAAAAAUCACGCAAACGUCAAAGUCAAGCAUCACCCAGUGAAUAUUACGAAGACGAGUCUGAAUUCAAGUCGUGUCAAGCUCGCGCCUGUUUGAAGCCAUAUGGAGACUCAGUGAACUGGGUGAUGUGUGAAGCAGGCUGCAAAAACUGGUUCCAUGUGAUUUGUCUUGGAUUCACUCUGAGAGAAAUUAAUGACAUGCACGAGUACCGUUGCUCAUCCUGUCUGGAUCAUGCGGACUCUCCAACUUCGAGUGUUUCCACCGAUUGAACCAGAUUAUAUAUUGCUUCACCAGUAUCAUAUUUUCUAAUUAAAUUUAUAUAAUACGUUCAUCUUUUCACAUCAACCCUAACCAUUUUCAUCAGAUUACUGUCAUAUCUAGCCACUCUCUUUAUUCUCUGUAAUUCCAGCUACUCUGGAUUUUCAUCUCCAUCAUUUUCCUCUUUACUUUAAUCGUUCUCAACACUAUAAGCUUUCUCCUGAAAUUCAGAAAAUGUACCGUAUUUCAAAACCACCAAACUUUACCACAGCUUCUUUCCUUUCAUUGCAUUCUUCUUCUUUUCAUCGCGCAACCUUUCUCUCUCCAAAGUUUUUUAGUUUCCUCUGUUGAAUCUCGCUUCGGGUUUUUUCACCCUAAUCCAUUUCCACCAUUGACUGUUUUUUACAAUUUCUAAUAUCCCUUUGCCUCAUGUUCGGUCUUAACUGAAAAACUCUGUAAAAUUCUAGCUUUUAAAAAGUUUUGUUUUGUUUUUUCAAUUACCCCUUACCAUAGUGUCUCAACCUGUCAAAACCUUUUCACAUUUGUAUCUAAAUAAUUUAUAAACGCACCUCAAAACAGUGCAAGAAUAAUAAUAAAGAUAAAUCCUUAUUUACAGCAUAAAUAAUUUAAUGGUGAAA